Molecule: messenger RNA, 1734 nt
Organism: Exaiptasia diaphana
Lineage: Eukaryota; Metazoa; Cnidaria; Anthozoa; Actiniaria; Aiptasiidae
Product: volume-regulated anion channel subunit LRRC8C
Exons: 3
Coding region: 115-1734 (539 amino acids)
Molecular function (GO): protein binding
Source: RefSeq, a predicted model, not a curated record
GUUGUUAUAAAGUUACAAAGACAAAGAGAGAGCUAAGUGUUUGACUUGUUGAUUUAACAAAGAGGUAACGAGUGAGAAUCCAUUGCUUCUGAAGAUUUAAGUCAGUAUUGCACAAUGUUUCCAGUUGACCAGCUACAGCGCUUUCAAGUAAUCAACCCUGACCAUAAAUUCAUCAAGCCUUGGUGGGAUACCUUUACUGAUUACAUUGCUACAGCCUUGUUGAUGAUGGCCGUACUAGCAGGGGUAAUGCAAGCUACACAGAGCGACCUGGUCUGCGUCCCUGCUAUUGACUGUAGCUUAAGCCAUAAUCAGAGCUUUAAUCACAGCGGCGUUUGUCAAGGUAGCAAGUCGACAAUGCUGCUGAAAUUACCAGACAGACGGCUGUACGAUUACGUUGAGACAGUGUGUGGUCGCACGGCGGUUCACUGGUUUGUAGCUUACUUUCCGUUUAUAAUUUUCCUCGAGGCAAUUAUUCUUAUUGUUGUUCAAAACUUUUGGUUAAAGUACCCGGGGACAGCUUCAAUCAUAGAUCAGUUCGUGUCAUUGGUCAUUGAAUGUUAUAAUAUGACGUGGACAAGUUCAGCUCUCGUGAUUGCUCUAAGUAAAGGAAACAUGCAUGAAGAAAAUGAAGAUAAUGAAAGCCGUAGUGGUGACACUUCUGAGACUCAGAAUACAUCAACGUCUGCGUCCCUUGAUAAAAUGGAAUGUAUCAAAGCUAAGGCACUUUAUGAAAAAGUUUGUCAAUUUGGAAAAGAUACCGAAAAAAAGAAAAAAAUAUAUUGUUUACCCUGUAUUAAAAAAAUAGUUUGCAUCCAGUCUAUUAGAAAAAUAUUUUGGAUACAUCUUUUUCAAGUACUGGUACAAUUCAUUAUUGCGUUCGUCACUACUUUAGUUAUCAACAUCUGUUACCACGGUGCACUCAAUAAUGAUAAUAUAAUGUGUAAAAUUGAUGAUAUUAUAGAUCAAGACUACAGCUAUUUUAAAUGCACUAAUGGCAUAGUUUCCUAUUUGGAAGUUACAAACAUAACAUUUUGUAUUUUGAUUGGAUUAUAUAUCAUUUUUUCUUUUUGCAAUUUAACUUUUUGCUUUUGGACUCCUUCAAAAUCCAAUCACCAAUCAAACGAGAAUCAUUCUGCAAAAGGAGACCUGCUAUUUCUUCUUUGUCUGCUGAAAAAGUGCAGUAAGUUGCAUUAUCAAAGAUUUAUCCAAUUCAUAUCUAAGGAGACCGAAAAGAAGAUAAAAGAUCAGAUAUUGAUAAACGAAUGGCCUUUGAAAAGGUUAAAGAAAAUUGCUGAAGACGAUGGUCGAGCUUUACAGCUUUUUAACCUACAAGAUGGUAUUCCGGAAACUAUCUUCAAAAUGGAAGAACUCAAAUUCCUAAGACUGGAGAACUGCAAUUUGCAGAAAGCCGACUUGCGACAUAAUACCUUUUGGACGUCGAUAGUCUCAUUAUCUCUAGUACAGUGUGGCUUAACUGUUGUUCCAGACGUUAUUCUAAAAAUGGAGUCUUUAGUCAAGUUAGAUCUGUCUCACAACAACAUUGAAACAAUUCCUGAAAACAUUGGUCAAAUCAAAUACUUACGCUAUUUAGACAUUUCAUGUAACAAAAUUUCCAAAGGAGUACACAAUCUCACCAAAAUCAAGACACUUGUCAAAUUAAAUCUACGAGAAAACGGCUGUAUUAUGCUAAAUUUGGAACACCUGCAGCAAUCGAUAAAUNAUAAUUAUUCUUAA